This is a messenger RNA of Colletotrichum spaethianum, 444 nucleotides long. RefSeq lists its product as uncharacterized. The record is from RefSeq and is a predicted model, not a curated record. The coding region runs from base 1 to 444 and encodes 147 amino acids. NCBI's taxonomy places the organism in Eukaryota, Fungi, Ascomycota, Sordariomycetes, Glomerellales, Glomerellaceae. The transcript has 2 exons.
AUGGUCACGGCGACCCCCGACGACUACUGCUCAGCAUGCCACGACUUUGACCCCAGGGGCCGCUCCACCGACACUUUUGGCAUCCACGUUGUGGCCCUCGAGAAUCAGACGCCGGCCGAGUUGCAGCGUCGCCGCGAUGACUGCUACCGCUGCGCCGUGCUGCUCGUCGCCGCCUACAAGCUGGUCUUCGACUGGGACAAGAUGACAAUCUGGUUCGAGGACCAUCAGAACCCAAGUCUCUCACUCAUUGGCAAAGACGCCUGCUCCUUCGAGCUGUACACUACCGAGGCUGACAGCACAGUCAAGCACCUCCAUCCGCUCCUCAAGGUCCCAGCCACUCCCCGCUCAGAAGCUACCAUGGACUUCAUGGCCCGCCAGAUGAAAGACUGCCAGGACAAUAUCAAUCACGAGUCUAUGCCAAAAGAGGCUCAUCGGACUCACUGA